Molecule: messenger RNA, 3167 nt
Organism: Xenopus laevis (African clawed frog)
Lineage: Eukaryota; Metazoa; Chordata; Amphibia; Anura; Pipidae
Gene: ercc2.L
Product: excision repair cross-complementation group 2 L homeolog
Exons: 23
Coding region: 157-2439 (760 amino acids)
Biological process (GO): nucleotide-excision repair; positive regulation of mitotic recombination; transcription by RNA polymerase II
Cellular component (GO): nucleus
Molecular function (GO): nucleotide binding; DNA helicase activity; DNA binding
Source: RefSeq, a predicted model, not a curated record
UUCUGAUUGGUCACGUUUCCCUUAACCAUCAUGGCUCUCCUAAAGUGUAGUUUCUUUAUUAUAUAAUGUAGGGAAAUGUGGAGAUAGUAACAAGCCGCAAAAAACAGAAAAAGAGGUAGAAAGUUUUUCCAUAACCGGGAGGAGCUUCUAGCAGAAAUGAAGUUGAAUAUAGAUGGGUUACUGGUAUACUUUCCCUAUGAGUACAUAUAUCCAGAACAGUACUCCUACAUGUUGGAGCUCAAGAGGACCCUGGAUGCCAAGGGUCAUGGUGUUCUGGAGAUGCCUUCAGGAACUGGGAAAACUGUUUCUCUGCUGUCGCUCAUUGUGGCCUACCAAAGGGCAUACCCAUUAGAAGUCACCAAGUUAAUAUACUGUUCCAGAACUGUUCCUGAAAUAGAGAAGGUUGUGGAGGAGUUAAGAAAGCUAAUUGAAUACACUCAAACACAGACUGGAGAGACACUCAAUUUUUUGGCUCUGGCCCUGAGCUCCAGACGUAAUCUUUGUGUUAAUCCAGAGGUCAGUGCUUUGCGUUUUGGGAAAGAGAUAGAUGGUCGUUGUCACAGUUUGACAGCUUCCUUUGUUCGUUCCCAGAGACAGAGAGACCCAACUGUACCAAGCUGUCGGUUUUAUGAGGAAUUUGAUGCCAUUGGACGUGAGACCCCUCUUCCUCCUGGUACCUACAAUCUGGAUGACCUUAGGACUGUGGGGAGACAAAAAGGCUGGUGUCCUUAUUACCUUGCCCGACAUGCUCUGGGACAGUGCAAUGUAGUUGUGUACAGUUAUCACUACUUACUGGACCCCAAAAUAGCUGACCUUGUCUCUCGUGAACUUGCGAAGAAAUCUGUUGUUGUCUUUGAUGAAGCUCAUAAUAUUGAUAAUGUCUGUAUUGACUCUAUGAGUGUCACCAUCACACGUCGAACCCUGGAACGCAGUCAGACAAACAUUGAAACGCUCAACACUGCAAUACAAAAAAUGAAAGAUUUAGAUGAAAAGAAGCUGAAGGAGGAGUACGCUCGACUGGUGGAGGGAUUGCGAGAGGCCAGUGUUGCAAGGGAAACUGAUGUGUACCUGUCCAACCCUGUCUUACCUGAUGAAAUUCUGCAAGAGGCGGUGCCAGGAUGCAUCCGAAAUGCUCUUCAUUUCCUGGGUUUUCUGCGGCGAUUGGUGGGCUACAUCAAAUCUCGUCUACGUGCAGGCCAUGUAACACAAGAGGGUCCUGUCGCCUUCCUACGUGACCUUUUUGAGAAAGUCUGCAUUGAAAGGAAGCCAAUGCGUUUCUGUGCAGAACGGUUGCGUUCCCUCACACGCACUCUUGAGAUUGCAGACAUUACAGACCUCUCCCCCCUUGUCCUCAUAACCAACUUUGCUACCCUUGUCAGCACAUAUACUAAAGGUUUUAUGAUCAUCAUUGAACCAUUCGAGGACAGAACUCCAUCUAUAAGUAAUCCUGUGCUGCACUUUAGCUGCCUAGAUUCUUCCCUUGCUAUUAAACCUGUAUUCCAAAGGUUUCAGUCUGUCAUCAUCACUUCUGGGACCCUCUCUCCCUUGGAUAUCUACCCCAAAAUUUUGGAUUUUCGCCCUGUUACUAUGGCAACGUUUACAAUGACCUUGGCCCGCGUUUGUCUUUGUCCUAUGGUUGUGGGCCGUGGGAAUGAUCAAGUGGCAAUGAGUUCAAAGUUUGAAACAAGGGAAGAUCUCGCUGUGAUGAGGAAUUAUGGGAACCUUCUGCUUGAAAUGUCUGCUGUGGUCCCAGAUGGAAUAGUAGGAUUUUUUACCAGUUACCUAUAUAUGGAGAACAUUGUGGCUUCAUGGUAUGAACAGGGAAUAUUGGAAAACAUUCAGAGGAACAAAUUGAUCUUUAUUGAGACACAAGAUGGAGCAGAGACCAGCGUUGCCUUAGAAAAAUAUCAAGAGGCUUGUGAAAAUGGAAGAGGAGCUAUCCUGUUAUCUGUUGCACGAGGAAAAGUAUCUGAGGGCAUUGAUUUUGUGCAUCACUAUGGCCGAGCUGUAAUAAUGUUUGGGGUUCCAUAUGUAUAUACACAAAGCCGCAUACUGAAGGCUCGUCUUCAGUUCCUGCGGGAUCAGUUCCAUUUACGUGAGAAUGAUUUUUUGACAUUUGAUGCUAUGAGACAUGCAGCUCAGUGUGUAGGACGUGCUAUACGUGGUAAAACUGACUAUGGAAUAAUGCUCUUUGCUGAUAAGCGGUAUGCACGCUCUGAUAAGAGAGGAAAGCUGCCACUCUGGAUUCAAGAACAUCUUACAGACGCAAACUUAAACCUUACACUGGAUGAAAGUGUCCAUCUAGCCCGACACUUCCUUAGACAAAUGGCUCAACCAUUCCGCAGGGAGGACCAGCUGGGACUGUCUCUUCUUACUCUUGAGCAGUUGCAAUCUGAAGAGAUGCUACAGAAGAUACAAGAGAUUGCUCAUCAGGUGUGAGAGGCCACAGAAAGAGUGCUCCCACAGGCUGCUAUCGCUUUAUGCUGUAAGCAAGUGAUCUGAAAACAACCAGACAGAGAUUUCUGAUAAGAAAUUCUGUUUCUCACUGUUCACUUGAACUCCCAGAAUCUAAGAGGCUAUCUGAGCAUGCCGAGACUAUAAAGGUGGCCAUACAUGGAGAGAUCUGCUUGUUUGGCGAUGUCGCCAAACAAGUGGAUCUCUCUCUGAUAUGUGGGCAAUAUCGGGCUGAUCCGAUCAUGGGCCCAUCCUAACGAAUGGGAACAGGUGGGCGGAUCGCGGGACUGUAUCAAUGAACAGAUGCGGCUGCGAUCCGACGGUAUUUUUUGUCCCAUCCGAUCGAGAUCUGGCCGACUUUUGGCCAGAUCUCGAUCGGGGAAGCCCGUCGGGGGGGCCCCAUACACGGGCCAAUAAGAUGCCGACUCGGUCUGUCGGCAGCUUUUAUCGGCCCAUGUAUGGGCCACCUUAAAUUCAGCAACCAAACAGAUAUUCAUUGUUUACAGGCGUGCCAAUGAGUGGCAACAUACCAGAGCAGUUAUAAUCAUACAGAUUGGAGACAUAUAGCAACUUGUACUUCUUUCUGACGGUCCUUAUCCUUCUUUUUUUAUGUAUACCCAGAGUAUAUGGAAGAUGUACACUGAGUCAAAAAGGCAUCAUUAAACUGUGUGUGUUUUAACAUACCCCAAUAAAGGCUCUGUACAUUACAGAAA